GCCGGCGACGCAUUCAUGUCCGCGUGUACUGGAUACGAAGACACGAACUUCCGUGUUGCGUGUUGCGAAUAUUAAAAAUGCGGACGAAAGUGUUAUUAUUAGUGACUUUAAUCCUAAGCGAAUUGUUUUGUGGAUAAUUACACGUGUACCGCACGGACAGGAUAAAUUAAUCAUGGUGGAUUUGAAAAAUGAGCCGGCGGCCACGCCGAAGAAGAGCAAGCACCAGCUGCUGUCGAUGACGACGGUGAAGAGCUGGUUCAUGUCGGAGAAGAAACAUCAUGCGGAUACGCCGUUCCGGCAGAGGAUGCCCGAGUCGUUUUUGCGCUCGAUUCGUAGGCGAUCAUUGCGAGUUAAACGCGCGAAGAGUUUAGUUUUACCGGAAAAACGCAAGUCAGAUUCGUUUGUGAACAGUCAAGAAUGGACGUUAUCACGCUCUGUCCCGGAUCUCCGACUGGGAAUCGUCGGUUCGCUAUCGUCGGGGAAAUCGGCGCUGGUACAUCGUUAUCUCACCGGCAGUUACAUGCAAGAGGAAUCGCCCGAAGGCGGCCGAUUCAAGAAGGAGAUCCUGGUGGACAAUCAGAGUUACCUGCUGUUAAUCCGCGAUGAGGGCGGGCCACCUGAGUUGCAGUUUACUGCUUGGGUGGACGCGGUGAUAUUCGUAUUCAGUUUGGAGAACGAAUCCUCCUUCAAUGCCAUUUAUAAUUACUAUACAAAGAUGUCACAGUUCCGAAACUCGGCCGAGAUACCAUUAAUUUUGGUGGGCACUCAAGAUGCUAUCAGCGAGAACAAUCCACGUGUCAUUGAUGAUUCGCGAGCGCGCAAAUUGGCCAAUGACCUGAAGAGGUGUACCUAUUACGAAACCUGCGCCACGUACGGCUUGAACGUCGAGCGUGUCUUUCAAGAUGCUUGUCAGAAAAUUGUGCAGCAACGAUUGACCACAUCGGCGGCAUGCUUGACUCCGACGAAUUCUCGCCCCUCGACGCCUAACAAUCAUUUCCACACCGCCGGCGGGCCGCUGGCCACAGCUCCUCGAUAUCAUCUCUCUAGUAAUAAUGGCUUCAGCAAUGUAGGACAAUCACCCGCUGCGAACCACAUGUCCCCUAGUCACAAUCACACUCUAUCACAUAAGGAAUCGGUCGCAUUGUCUCAGUUGGGUGGCAGGCAGGUGCACACAUUAUCCGCAUCAAGUCACCAUCUACACCGUGCGGCCGAUAAACACGACGGACUUUUCCGCAACUCCGAAGAGAAGUGGAACUCUUCUUCUUCUACCCUAGGCAGCCACGGUUCGUCACAGGCGCUGGUCAUGCAAGCCAUACCGACGGAAAACAAUAACAUUGCAAAGUUCACCGCCCCGCAUCCGCUAGACAAUAACCAGACGCCGGUUAUCAAGGAUAAGGACCUGCCAACACCCAGCUCCACUCCGACGACGUCGCGUAAGAGCCGUCGGCGCUCGAAUCUCUUCACCCCGUCGAAAAAAGCCGACGAUAAGUUGAAGAACGGGGGUGAUAUUGGUGUUGGCAGGGCGAUACCACUCAAACAAGGAUAUCUCUAUAAAAAGAGUAGUAAGCCCUUGAACAAGGAGUGGAAGAAGAAGUAUGUGACGCUGUGUAACGAUGGUAUCCUCACUUACCAUCCGAGUCUGCAUGAUUACAUGGACGAUGUGCACGGUAAAGAGAUACCACUUCAAUAUGUGACGGUGAAAGUGCCAGGACAAAAGCCGCGCGGCUCGAAGAGUAUAAUCACUGUCGCCGGCACGAACGGCAGCAGUAUUAAUGAAAGCCUUGGGGGAUUAUCAAUUGGUUCAAGGGACAAAAGAAUCACUGAAAAUGUGUUGCUAACAGGAUAUGACACCGUCAAGGAGCCCGGCAAGUACACUCAAGCCAGCGGUGAUGAAGGCUUCAACAGUAACACCUAUAUGAAUGGUGAGAAUCUGAAAUCCGAAACCCCGAACGUCAAGAAGCGGCAUCGUCGCAUGAAGAGCAGCGGUGUGAAGAAUUCCGAAUAUGAUGACGCCGACGGCUAUGAGUUUUGCAUUGUUUCUUUGGAUAAUAAACAGUGGAACUUUGAGGCGUCCAGUUGUGAGGAGCGCGAUCAAUGGGUGACGGCCAUCGAGGAGCAGAUUCUCAAGUCGUUGCAGCUCAACGAGUCGUCGAAGACGAAGAAGCAGAAUCCGAUGGAGGCGGCGAAUAUUCAAAACAUUCGCUCGCGGGUACCAGGCAAUGAUUUGUGUGUCGACUGCGAUGCACCAAAUCCUGAUUGGGCUAGUCUUAACCUGGGCAUUCUGAUGUGCAUUGAAUGUUCGGGAAUUCAUCGGAAUAUGGGAUCACAUAUUUCCAAGGUUCGAUCGUUAAAUCUAGACGAAUGGCCUCCUGGUCAUUUGAGUGUAAUGUUAGCGAUUGGUAACGCAUUGGCAAACUCAAUAUUUGAAGCUAGGACCCAGCUUAACAUCAAACCAGCCCCGAAUACUAGUCGAGAAGAGAAGGAGCAGUGGAUUCGGUUGAAGUACGAAGCGAAAGAGUUUCUUCCGCCUACAUGCAACAUGAUGCCAUUGGAUAAACAACUGAUUGACGCGGUAUGCGCCUCGAAUAUUAAAAAUAUCCUGCAGGUCCUUGCGCAAGCCAGUGCUGAGCAUGUGAAUUCCACUGUGGGGCCUAAUGAUCUACGAAGUCCUCUUCAUCUCGCGUGUGCAAUGGGUAACUUAGCUGUGGCACAGUUAUUAAUCUGGCAUCAUGCGAACGUGAAAGCCACGGAUGAAGAUGGCCGAACAUGUCUGACGUAUGCACGCGCAGCGCUGAGCAUAGCCACGGCGAAGCAACAAAAAAUCGGCAGUGUUGUGACCAGUGAUAAUCAAGUAGUUGCCUGCAAUAAUCUCAUAGACCUGUUGGCAGCAUGCGGCUGUCAGGACGUGGCGGUGGUGCCCGGUUCCGGUACACUGCCACGUCGACGCGGAAGCCAAGCGCUUCCGCCCCUAGAAAAAGUGACGUCGAGCGUCAUCUAAACAAACAAUCUGUAUCUGCAAUAUCUUGUACAUGGAUUUAUUUUUAACUUAAUUCUACUUUAUUUAUUAAUGACUCCGCAUGGAGUUGAAUAGUACAAGUACAAGGUCGUUACAAUACUUAGUGCAAAAUGUAUUUCACAUUCUGUUUCGGUUGAUUCUCUGAAUCUCUUAGCACACACGUACUUAGUUAAAUAUUAGGGGACAAGAAGAGGAGAAGGAAGAAUUUGUGUCAUUAGUGUCAUGCCCACGUAACCGCGAUGUCAAUUCCUGCACUGAUAACUGAUAACUCAUUCAUACAGUAACUAUAUCUAGACUAAUUCGAAAAGAAAGUGACCACAAUGAGUAUUACCUAAAUCGUAAGUAAUUAAUGGAUACUUAUAUGCAUAUAUAACGGAUGUGAACACUGUGAACAGAAGUUUCUAUGUCGUUUUUUGUAAUUUUUGUACCGUUUUGAGGGUUUGUUUUCAUUUCGAGCAUCUUCUGCGUUUCCGUCUGCAUCAACCGCCGAUUAAAAAUGAUUGAUGUGUUAUUGUCCUUUAAGUAUUGUACACAACUGUUAUGUUUUAUUUGUAUAUAAUUUUGCCAAAGAAUGUUUUUAUAUGUUUAUGCUACAUAAUGUACAGAAAUUAUAUAUGUUGUUCCACCUCA
Dalotia coriaria is the source of this 3646-nucleotide messenger RNA. RefSeq names its product centaurin-gamma-1A-like. Bases 173 to 2998 code for a protein of 941 amino acids. The record is from RefSeq and is a predicted model, not a curated record. Gene Ontology annotation, molecular function: GTPase activity; GTPase activator activity; protein binding. Lineage: Eukaryota; Metazoa; Arthropoda; Insecta; Coleoptera; Staphylinidae. The transcript has 10 exons. Gene Ontology annotation, biological process: activation of GTPase activity.